Molecule: messenger RNA, 1852 nt
Organism: Fusarium verticillioides 7600
Lineage: Eukaryota; Fungi; Ascomycota; Sordariomycetes; Hypocreales; Nectriaceae
Exons: 3
Coding region: 506-1261 (251 amino acids)
Source: RefSeq, a predicted model, not a curated record
CGCACACGUAUGCAAGUGCAAAAAGCAGUAGAAGAGGCAAAAGAGGAGCGGCCGAGUACCUAGGUAGGUAGGAAGACAUGCCAUAGGUACCUAGUUUCCUGUGAUUAGAAGGGGAAAAAGUCUGCAGGUGACACACAGGGUAGUUAGGUUGUGCUUUUCACAGAUACUCGAUAGAAGGCUAUCUUAUUCUAGGUUAGCAGGCGCAAGAGGGAGUAACCUACCUACCUGAAGGGCCGGAACGACAACUUAAAGCCAUAGAAAGUUCUUCCUCUCGCUUCAUUUGAAUAGAACAAACCCAUCUUCCUCGCUUUAUCUGUAGGGCAGCGCUCCUCAAGCUCCACUGCAUUGAUAGGUAUCCCUUCGACUUUCAACACUACCUAUCCCUUGAGGGCAACUAGUCGUGAUAGAUCCGACUACUCCGUGCAGUCUAUUUUUUUUCUUCUUGACCCUUUGCAAAAGCCAAGGGACUGAAAUCGAAGGCCCGAGCAGCGACAACUCUUUCGCAAUGAGCAGUCCACCGUCGUCCCCUCUGAUGGACGCGGUCACCAUCAGCGAGGACAUUGCUCCAUUGCCGUCCUUCAAGGCCAGUGGUGUUGCGACUAUCGAUUUCGAUGGCGUUCUCUCCAGUCCUCUCAAGGUGCACGAAGAUGUGCGAUCUGGUUGUGGUGGGCAAACGUGGCCCGCGGGAAUGCUUCUCGGCAAGCAUAUGUUGCGUUACCACAAAGACCGUCUUGCUGACGCUCGAAUAUUGGAACUUGGAGCUGGCGGCGGUCUCAUCGGUCUUGCCGUCGCCUUAGAAUGUCAGCUUCAGAAUCAGUUGUUAGUGACGGACCAGCUGGAGAUGUAUGAGCUGAUGAAGCACAACAUCGAGCUGAACAACCUACAAGACAAAGCCAAGGCGAUGGUGCUCAACUGGGGCGAAGACUUGCCAGCUGCCGUGCUGGAGCAAAAGCCAGACGUGAUAUUGGCUGGUGAAUGUGUCUAUUUCGAACCUGCUUUCCCUCUGCUGAUGUCUACGCUUAAGGCUCUAUUAGAGCUUAACCCCGCAGCUGUCGUGUACUUUUGUUUCAAGAAGAGGAGACGCGCGGACAUGACCUUUGUCAAAAUGGCUAAGAAAGCGUUCAAGGUCGAAGAAAUAUUCGACGAGGAUAGACCCAUUUUCCAGCGCCAAGGCCUUUUCCUCUUUUCUUUCACCAGCCGCCCAACCACAGGCCAAACCAAAUCUACUAAGAAAGAAAGUCAAUCUCAACUGUCGAGAUGAUGAAAAAGGUCAAUGAACGCUUUGUCUACACAGCAUCUUUGUUGGCAUGCGCCUGAAAACUGUCCAUGCAUUGUUGAGUCCUGGCGCAGAGACCCGACUGGAUCUUUUUAUGAGGAAACACAGUGACGCUGACAGGACUGCAUAGUAAGUCUGACCAACAGGACUUCAAUGUAACAUCGCCAAGGGUUCUUGAGUCGACUCAAUGAUAGUCCGCCUCCAGUAUUGCUCCGAGUAUGUGUCGUUAUGAUGGAGGUAUAAUGGGCCUCGAAAUGUUGACUUUUCCCACCGAUUCGAGGGUUCGGAAUUCGUGGAAGAGAGAAUAGACAUGCAGAGCACCCACACCUGCGUUACUGACUAUCCUCCGAGCGACAUGUGCCUGAGACUUGUCUGCCGUUUUUGUUACAAUAAUAGGCACUGUACAAGCUGGACCAAUGAAGUCUGCGCUUAUAGCAAAGAAAACCAAGUCAUUGUGGCCUGCAUCUUUCUCAAGAAAUUCCCAAGCACACCGUAAGAUUUUCAUCACAUCGCAUCACAGUGAAAGCGCAUAUAUGUUCACACAGACAACGAAGCAAAUGGAAUAAUGACUGGAAG